Molecule: messenger RNA, 1749 nt
Organism: Trichoderma asperellum CBS 433.97
Lineage: Eukaryota; Fungi; Ascomycota; Sordariomycetes; Hypocreales; Hypocreaceae
Molecular function (GO): hydrolase activity, hydrolyzing N-glycosyl compounds
Source: RefSeq, a predicted model, not a curated record
GAAAGAAGGUCCUCGUAACUCCUAGUGGACAACCUUUAUCAAGUUGAAGGUAGGGAGCGUGUGCUACAAGGGAAAGUAAAGAGAAGAUGAGCAAAGUACCUAUUUAUCGAAACCGAGCCUGCCACCUUUGAGUCAACACAGCUUCAACAUUGAUAAGGAAGAUCAAAAUGGCCUCUGCUGCUAGACUACAGUCGUUUAAGUCGAAGACUAGAGUCUUCAUCAUCUCCGACAUCUCUAAUGAGCCGGAUGAUGCAGAGUCGCUCGUCAGAUAUCUUCUAUACUCUAAUCAGUUUCAAACCGAAGGCUUGGUUGCCUGUACAUCAACAUGGAUGAGGACCAAAGUUUGUCCUCAAGAUAUCAUCAAGAUCAUCGACGCAUACGCUGGGGUUGUCGACAAUCUCAAUUUCCAUGUACACCCUGACUUCCGUUAUCCGACUGCUGAAAGUUUGAGGAAUCUUGUGCGGUCAGGACCACCGGUAUACGGCUUUGCCGCUGUUGGCGAUGACAUCCCUUUAAGCGAAGGCGGCCAAUUACUCUUCGAGCGUAUCAAAGCUCCAUCCAAAGAACCACUAUGGGUUCUUUGCUGGGGCGGGACAAACGUACUUGCACAAGUACUGUGGAAAUUACGGAAGCAAUACUCAGCAAGUGAAGCGGCAGACCUACGCUCAAGACUACGCGUGUACACAAUUUCAGACCAGGAUGACACCGGGGCGUGGAUUAGAGCGCAGUUCCCGGACAUAUUUUACAUUUCAUCUGUGCAUGCCUGGAACCACUAUGGCAUGGCAGCUUGGACUGGCAUUUCCGGUGACAGGUAUUACCGUUUUGACCAAGGAGGCCCGGACUUCACAAAGGUUUCUGCAGAGUGGAUUAAAGACAACAUUCAGCUUGGCCCUCUUGGUUCCGCGUACCCAAACUUCAUGUUUAUUCCUGAGGGCGAUACGCCCACCUUCCUCUAUCUUAUCCAGAACGGACUCGGUGUACCUGAGCAGCCCAGCUACGGUUCGUGGGGUGGCAGAUACCAGCUCAUAGACGUCAGUGAUGUCGGACAGAAUGCAAGUCAUUUUGCAGAUUGUGCAGAUACAGUCACUGGCCAAGACGGCCGUACUUAUCGUUCAAACCAGGCGACCAUAUGGCGGUGGAGGGAUGCAUUCCAGAACGACUUCGCUGCGCGGAUCCAAUGGAGUCUCACGAGCGACAUAACAGCAGCUAAUCACCACCCAGUCAUCACUGUAAACGGAAGUCAGGGCUCGGAACCAAUUAUGAUUGAAGCUGAGGCAGGCUCAACGCUCAGUUUUGACGCAAGUGAGACAUACGAUCCGGACUCUGGAGACAAUCUUACAUUCAAGUGGUGGCAUUACCGAGACCCCAGUGCAAUGCAGUGGACUGUAGAAUUUGAGAUUGAUGAAUUGGACAUUCGGGCAAUCGACGAUAAUGGGAGGGUGGUGGAAGUAAAACUUCCUGGACCAGAGAAAUGCUGCGUAGAGCUCCUUAGUCGGAAGCCUGUUGCGCGAGGGAAGGCGCUGCAUUUAAUACUGGAAGUGAGUGACAAUGGGGCACCUGCAUUGACAAGCUAUAAGAGAAUCGUAAUACAGACGAUGAACAAGGACCUUCGAGGUGGAGGCGAACCAUCUGAGGCAAUAGGCGAUGUUAUACAGAAGUUGCUUUCAGGUUGAAGACCAGAGUUAUCGUCUUCACCGGCAUCGGAAACAUUUAGGAUCUGGAUCAUUAUUAUAAUAGACCCAUGAGGAG